Messenger RNA from Aureobasidium pullulans EXF-150, 1206 nucleotides. RefSeq lists its product as uncharacterized. Gene Ontology annotation, cellular component: GPI-anchor transamidase complex. Gene Ontology annotation, molecular function: GPI-anchor transamidase activity. The transcript is spliced from 2 exons. The record is from RefSeq and is a predicted model, not a curated record. Bases 1 to 1206 code for a protein of 401 amino acids. Lineage: Eukaryota; Fungi; Ascomycota; Dothideomycetes; Dothideales; Saccotheciaceae. Gene Ontology annotation, biological process: protein localization to cell surface; proteolysis; attachment of GPI anchor to protein.
AUGAGGGGCCACAUUCAAUGCGCUUUGCUGCUGGCAGUCCUCUUCGCAUGUCUCUGCUCAGCAACCCACACGUCCAACUGGGCCGUCCUGGUCUCGACCUCCCGCUUCUGGUUCAACUACCGCCAUCUCGCGAACACCCUCUCCCUCUACCGCACCGUCAAACGCCUCGGUAUCCCCGACUCCCAGAUCAUCCUCAUGCUCCCUGACGACAUGGCAUGUAACCCGCGCAACUCUUUCCCCGGCAGUGUCUUUAAUGACAAAUCCCGCGAACUCGACCUCUACGAUGACCGCGAUGCUUCCUCGAUGGGCAGUGGUAUAGAAGUGGACUACCGUGGCUAUGAAGUCACGGUGGAGAAUUUCAUUCGUCUGCUUACGGAUAGAUGGCCAGAGUCAUACCCGAGGAGUAAGAGAUUGAUGACGGAUGACAGGAGCAAUAUUUUGAUUUACAUGACUGGACAUGGAGGCAAUGAGUUUUUGAAGUUCCAGGAUGCAGAGGAGAUCUCGUCGCAUGACUUGGCUGAUGCUUUUGAGCAGAUGUGGGAGAAGAAGAGAUACAACGAGCUGCUCUUCAUGAUCGACACCUGCCAGGCAAACACCAUGUACGGCCAAUUCUACACUCCGAACAUCAUUGCCACUGGUUCCUCCGCUCUUCACCAAUCUUCCUACUCCCACCACGCAGAUCAAGACGUCGGUGUUGCUGUCAUUGACCGCUGGACCUACUACAACCUCGAAUUCCUGGAAGAGCAAAUCCACUCCACAAGCAGCAACGUCACCCUGGGUCAACUCUUCGACUCCUACGAUCCUGUCAAAGUCCACUCCGAUGCCGGAAUCCGCUACGAUCUGUUCAACGGUGGUGAACACGAGGCUCGCAACAGGAAAGUUGUCGAUUUCUUCGGAAACGUACAAGGUGUCGAAGUCGACGAGGUCAAGAGUGGAGCAGAAUCUUUGGCCGAGUGGAAGGCCGAUCUCCAAGCUCUCAAAAACUUGAUGCAGAAGUCAAGGGACUUGAUGGAAGAGAUGAAGAAUGUGACGGCUGAUGUGGACUUUGCUGAGGCCACUGUUUCGCCAUCGCAGGGCGAACAAGAUGCUUUCGGUACUGCUAAACUUCUGGAUCGAGCAUCCACAUGGAGCAAACAAGCUAUUGGCACUGCAGCCCUGGCUUCCCUCGGUCUUCUCUGGACCCUCAGCUCUCUUUUCGAAACCUGA